UACAAGGAAAUCGCCAUGAAGCUCUACCAGGAAGACUUUGUCCUGAUUCAGCCUGAAGAAUACACACAAUUCUUAGCUGCUAACGACGACGAAAGUGCAGAAAUCAGAAGUUACUACAUGGACUUGUUCAGAUGGGAUGAAAACUUGUUGAUGGCCACCAGAAGAUUGUGUUCCAAGUUGUACCUCCGUGGAGAGUCGCAGGAAAUCGACCGUAUCUUACUGUCCUUCACCAAGUCGUAUUUGAAACAACACCCCAGCAACAUCUUCUGCACUCGCAACUUUGAGCAAAUCUACAUCAUUAUCUAUUCCUUGAUCUUGUUGAAUACCGCAUUGCACAAUUCGGAAUUGAACAAGAAGUCCAAAAUCUCCCAGGCAGACUUCAUCAAAAACACAUUUUCUACUUUCAUGCAACAAUCUCCCUCGACCCUGAGAAAGUUGACCAUCAAACAGAGAAUAACUAUCGAACAGGAAUUGAGCACGUUCUACGACGACUUGUCCCGUACCGAGUUGCAUUUGAAGCAAGCUGCUCCUGAAGAUGCCUCACCCAGACUCCACCAACCUGCUGUAGCCAAGUACAGAAGAGGUGAACACCCUCUCCCUCACGAAUUUGAUAACGACCCCACCUUUGGCCACGAAAACCAGUUCCUGGUCUUGUCCAGACAGGCCACCAACUCGUCUAUCUGGUCUACUGAUACCACUACCAACCGUCGUACCUCUUUGGCCAUGAAGAGAAUGACUACUACCUCUUCCAACGCCUCCCAGUUUACUUCCAGUCAGAUGUCUCGUGAACAGGGUAAGAAUGCUCGUGUUGGUAUGGCAAGAGCUUUGAUGUCAGACCAAAAUAAAUUCUACAAGAACGGUAACCACUCCCAGUUCUCUCAAGUUACCAGAAACACGACCAUGACCUUGAGGAACAGACAGUCUAAGGACCAUAUGCACAGCAGCAAUGCUUCCAACUACGGCAGUUUGAACAAGAAAUCUUCUCGUUCUUCUGUAGUUUCUCGUGACUCUACCACCAACUCUAUCUUUGGCGAUGAAGUCUCGGUGUUGUCUAUCGAUACCCAGAAUCUCAACCAGAUUGACUUUGAUGGAUUGCACGAUGAUGCUGUUUCGCAACAGGAGUUGGAAAACUUCAACGUUGAAGACUACCAGGAUCAGUAUGAUUUAACGUUAGAAUUGCAAGGUUCGCCAUACUUGAAGGAAGGCUUGUUGAAGUUGAAGAUCUUCAACAACGACCAACAGGACGGCUCUCAGGAAAUGACUGCUCCAGUUUCUUCAGCUGCCUCUACCAUCUCCAACUCUAGUGGCCGUGGCUUCUUCUCGUUCUUCAGCAGAUCCCACACAAACAACCCAUCUGCUGCUCGUAACCAGACAUCUACUGUCGGUACCUCUUCACAUAACUUCGUUGUGGUGUCCAAGGGUGAAUUGUCAUUGUAUUCUUUUGACCCUAAGGUCAUCAAGAAGCACCAGCAGAAGGUCAGAAAGUUGAAGAACAAGAGACUGAUGCAGCUCAUGACUAUCACCGAGUUCGACAACUUGGAAGAAGAAAACCAGGAAGAUGAAGUUGGUGACGGUAACUGGUUGAAGAACGCAGCAAAGAUCGGUAGCUACAACUUAUGCUCCUGUUUCGCCCAGUUGGAAAAGUCAUCUACCUCCUCCACCAAGAAGGUCUACACAUGGUCGUUGUCGUUCCCUAAGAUCUCCAAGAAGCCUGCCAAGAAGUUCUUGUUUGAGUCUGGUACCAAAGAGAUCGCCUUGGAAUUCGUCAACACCUGUAACUUCUGGGCUUCCAAGAUCACAGCAAUCCCAACAUUGGAAGAGUCUGUUUCGUCUAUCGAAUACGGAUGGACCAACUUGGAUGGUAUCGUCAACCGUCGUGAACAGUUCAAGAAGAACAAGAACAUAAUGAAAUGGGAACCUGUUGUCAAGGGUGUCUAUCUUUCUAACUACAUUGUUGUGAACGACUUCGACGAAUCCGCUAACCACUUGGGAAUGAUGAAGCAAUUUGUCAAGACCCUCAAGUACUACGAUCAUUUGAAGAAGUUGUUGAACGAGUUCAACCAGAUGAAACUUAAGUUCAUGAAGAGCUUGCCAAUGAAGCAAUACGCUUGCACCAACUACAGCAGAGUAAUCCAUAACUACGAUGCUAAACUCGAAGAAUACAAGUCGGAGUUGAACAAGUACAAGAACUAUUUGAUCAUUUUGGGCUUUGGCUUGCAAUUGAGAUUCGACUUGGAAACCCAGGACAGAUUGGAUGCCACAUUAGAUGAAGAAGACGUGGUAUACGACGACCAACAUUAUCCUGCUGGCAGGGAUGAUGACGACUUGACAAGAUUGGUCAAGUUUGAGAUCAAGAAGUUGUUCUUUAACAUGAAGGACAUCGGUAAGAUCAUUCCCACAUUCCAAUCCUCCAAGUCUAUCCACAACUUGACAACACUCACCAACCAGGAAUUCUUUGAAGAAUUGGAAGAUGGAAGACCAUUCCCAUUGGUCAAGUCGCCAAAAACCUUCACCUUGUCUAACUUCAACGACAACGAAAGCCCUAUUGCCCAAUUAAUAAAUUCUUCAUCUACCUUGGCCAAGGAUGACAAGGAUUUACCACACAGCUACAGCACUGGCACCAUUAAAGAAGAGGAUGAGCCAGAA
This is a messenger RNA of Scheffersomyces stipitis CBS 6054, 2646 nucleotides long. RefSeq names its product Arf family guanine nucleotide exchange factor. The record is from RefSeq and is a predicted model, not a curated record. NCBI's taxonomy places the organism in Eukaryota, Fungi, Ascomycota, Pichiomycetes, Serinales, Debaryomycetaceae. The annotation marks the transcript as partial. Gene Ontology annotation, biological process: regulation of ARF protein signal transduction. Gene Ontology annotation, molecular function: guanyl-nucleotide exchange factor activity. The transcript has 2 exons.